AUGGGAGCCGCAAACUCUCCCCCCCCAGCGCCCGUAGCCGUCCAAGACGCCACUAGUAACUCGAAUCUAACGGUCACCACCAUGACAACUGCAUCUGCACCCGCUGCCGAGAACAACUCCACGAUAGAUGCCUCUCCACGGAUCCAGCAGCAACAGCAGCAGCAGCAGCAGCCACAACAGCCCCUGUCCAGUCCUGCUUUCACUAAUGCAAACUCGACUACUGGGAAGCGAAAGAGGAGCGAUUCACCUUCCGCCCCCAUCGUCUCGCCGACACAGCAGCGAUCGCCUGCAAAGAAGAAAUCCGACGACUCCAUAAGGCCCGGUAGCGAUCCCGCCAUGAUCACGACCGUGGAGGAUAGGGCGUCGCAGAGGUUGCUGUUUAUGGAGGCUACCAUGAGGGAUCUAUUGACCGUCCUGAAAUCGUGAGCCUAUCCCCAUCCUUCCCUUUGUUUUCACCUCAUCUCCUCACCCGCCCCUCCUGACACGGUGCAGAAACGACCCCACUCCUUCCAUCCUUCGUCAUCCCAUCCCGAAUAGCGCGCCUUCGCCCUCCGGCGCGCCUCCCAUCAAGCGCACCAAGAUUUCGCCCUCGUCGCCCAACACGGUAGCCGAGAAGCUGUUGCGGGUGACGUACACGUCGCUAACCACCCUGCUCUCCGAUAUCAGUGCUGUUUGUCGCGAAUUGCUAACCUCCGCUGAUAACGAACGGCCGAACGGUACCCUCGCUAACGGCACCUCUAGUAUAGCUUCCGCCAGUGCACUCCCCUUCGUCGUCCAAGUCAUUCACUUUGAGGAGUUGGCGAAGCAGGUGAUCACGCGGGAGCGUGUACGCAGGGCCGAUUUGUUCGAUUUUGUUGAAGAAAUGUCCGCGGAUUCCGUCACCGUGAAGCCCGUGGGAAGUAGGGGAAAGGUAGCGUUGACCGUCAUGGGACAGCAUGGUCCGUUGUUUUCAUCGUUACAGAAUCCUAUCAACGCUCUGCCCGUGGGCGAUUUGGCACCCUCGUCGAGAUCCACUUCAGCAUCCGCAUCCACAUCCCCCAAAUCUUCAAUCUCAACAGCCCCUACAUCCACCGUGACCUCUCCCAAAGCUGAGCCGUUGAAUGAGUGCCCCGUCUAUACUCCGCUGAAUGAGUCUCACCUUCCUCCGCUCAUCUCCACGGUCAAGGCAAUCCCAUCAAACGGCCAACUUCUAAGGGGUGGUAAAAGGUUCACGGGCAAGGAGGGAGCCAAGGUUUCAACUUUGGGUGAAGCAUUCCCCGCGCCACGCGGCUUGCCACCGUUGCUUCCCCCGAAGCCUGACCAGCCUAGUGAAGUAGGACUGAAAUGGGGCGGAAAAAUUGGGGUCGGAGGCAUCAGGGUGGAGAAUCCGUCGAACGAUAAGUCCGAGGGCUGUGGAGACUGGCUCUCGUAUAGGAACAAUAUGUCCCCGAAUCACCCGUUGGCCCGACUUGAACCGCCUAGGUCGAGAGCACCGCUACCGGCAGAUCUUGUAGCUGCGUAUAGUAGUUUUGCGCCUACCAAGGACGACUCUGGAUCAAAGAUUCCGGCUGCGGUCAGGAAUCGGGUGUGGUGGGAUAGGGCCGGCAAGCAACUCUUUGCCAAAGAAUUUGCCGAUGAGCCUUCCCUUCGCCAGAUGUACAGUCCAUCCGAUGGAAAGGUCGCUGUGGUUGAGGCCCGGACGGAAGAGAUGGAUCUGGACGAAGAAUUCCGGAGAGCGAUUGACGAUUGGGAGCCGGACAAAGAAAUACCCAUAGACGCCAGAUUGCUCGAUGGAGCGGAUGGAGCAGAGGCGACUAUGGCUGGGAAGAGGGUGGAUGGGGAGAAUGGAGCGGACGCGGAUGCUGCAGGUACGAAAGAUGACCCGGAGAAAAUACUAUCGGAGAUAUCCGACUUGCUGCAAAGUCUGCGCGACCAGCAGUAUACCCGCCUAUCCGUUCUUCCCCAUGGCCAACCUGCCAAACCCGGAACCGUAAAUGCACCGGUGCCAAGCACACCUCUGGCGCCCGGCGAGGAAGAGGUCGGGCUGUACAAUACCAUUCGGGACAGGCUAGCUCGACUCAUAUCCAAGCUCCCGCCCCACCUGGUAGCAACCAUCGACGGUGGCCCUGGCAGCGAUCUCGCUCUCAGCGGCAAACUCCCUGUUCUCGCCCUGCCCAUCUUCAAGGGCACACUCCCCGCCGAUGAAUCCCACCACCCCAAAGCCUCGACCCCGCAAGUCCAAGGCGCGGCGAUGGCGGCAAUGAACGCAGCUGCCGGUCUCUCACCCGUCAACAGCGCACCCGUAGCGCACAUGUCCCCAGCCCGCAGCCAGCACCAUCACCACCACCACACCCCGGCCGCCUCCCGUCCAAUGUCGGCCCUUCCAAACAUCAGCGUGGGCGGCGCCCAGUUUCACGGCCACCAGAUGCCCAACUAUCGCAUCCCCAGCGUAACAACCCCACACCACUACCCAUCCCCAUACGCCCCCGCCCCAUCACCAAUGCCCACGCCAACCCCACAGGGGCAAUACCAGCCCCCGCCCCCACGCAUCGUCAGCCCUCUCAAUCACCGCCAACCCGCCCCCCCACAGCAGUUCCAUGGACACAGCUUACCCACGCAGACUUAUCAGAAUUCCCCCCCGCCGUACCAGACCCCGCCACAUCCGCGGCGCACCGGGGUCCCACCACCGCAGGGACUUGCGGCGGUUGGAGUUGGCUAUAGCUCGCCUGCGUACAACAAUAGCACCGGACUGCGUAUGGGCGUGCAACAUACCCCGCAAAGUAUGGGCCCCGGAGCCGUAUCUGGCGGGGGGAGAUAUACUGGCAAACGGAGGUAG
Messenger RNA from Tuber aestivum (summer truffle), 2815 nucleotides. NCBI's taxonomy places the organism in Eukaryota, Fungi, Ascomycota, Pezizomycetes, Pezizales, Tuberaceae. The record is from the annotation of a GenBank genome assembly.